UGGCUACCCAGUGGCCCCGCUGCUCCCAUGGAUCCGCUGAACCUGUCCUGGUACGAUGACGAUCUGGAGAGCCGGAACUGGAGCCGGCCCUUCAACGGGUCCGAAGGGAAAGCCGACAGGCCCCAGUACAACUACUACGCCAUGCUGCUUACCCUCCUCAUCUUCGUCAUCGUCUUCGGCAACGUGCUGGUGUGCAUGGCCGUGUCCCGCGAGAAGGCGCUGCAGACCACCACCAACUACCUGAUCGUCAGCCUCGCUGUGGCCGACCUCCUGGUGGCCACGCUCGUCAUGCCCUGGGUGGUCUACCUGGAGGUGGUGGGCGAGUGGAAAUUCAGCAGGAUUCACUGUGACAUCUUUGUCACUCUGGAUGUCAUGAUGUGCACAGCAAGCAUCCUGAACCUGUGUGCCAUCAGCAUCGACAGGUACACAGCCGUGGCCAUGCCCAUGCUCUACAACACGCGCUACAGCUCCAAGCGCCGAGUCACUGUCAUGAUCUCCAUCGUCUGGGUCCUGUCCUUCACCAUCUCUUGCCCUCUGCUCUUCGGACUCAACAACACAGACCAGAACGAAUGCAUCAUCGCCAACCCCGCCUUCGUGGUCUACUCCUCCAUCGUCUCCUUCUACGUGCCCUUCCUCGUUACCCUGCUGGUCUACAUCAAGAUCUACGUCGUCCUCCGCAGGCGGCGCAAGCGGGUCAACACUAAGCGCAGCAGCCGGGCUUUCAGGGCCAACCUGAAGGCCCCGCUCAAGGGCAACUGCACUCACCCUGAGGACAUGAAACUCUGCACCGUUAUCAUGAAGUCUAAUGGGAGUUUCCCUGUGAACAGGCGGAGAGUGGAGGCUGCCCGCCGAGCCCAGGAACUGGAAAUGGAGAUGCUCUCCAGCACCAGCCCGCCCGAGAGGACCCGGUACAGCCCCAUCGCGCCCAGCCACCACCAGCUGACCCUCCCCAACGCAUCCCACCACGGCCUCCACAGCACACCUGACAGCCCUGCCAAACCACAGAAGAACGGACAUGCCAAAGACCACCCCAAGAUUGCCAAGAUCUUUGAGAUCCAGUCCAUGCCCAAUGGCAAAACCCGGACCUCUCUCAAGACCAUGAGCCGCAGGAAGCUCUCCCAGCAGAAGGAGAAGAAAGCCACCCAGAUGCUCGCCAUUGUUCUCGGCGUGUUCAUCAUCUGCUGGCUGCCCUUCUUCAUCACCCACAUCCUGAACAUACACUGUGAUUGCAACAUCCCACCCGUCCUGUACAGCGCCUUCACGUGGCUGGGCUAUGUCAACAGCGCCGUGAACCCCAUCAUCUACACCACCUUCAACAUUGAGUUCCGCAAGGCCUUCCUGAAGAUCCUACACUGCUGA
This is a messenger RNA of Eubalaena glacialis (North Atlantic right whale), 1359 nucleotides long. It is a transcript of the gene DRD2, whose product is annotated as dopamine receptor D2. The record is from RefSeq and is a predicted model, not a curated record. Gene Ontology annotation, cellular component: glutamatergic synapse; presynaptic membrane. Gene Ontology annotation, molecular function: dopamine neurotransmitter receptor activity, coupled via Gi/Go; G protein-coupled receptor activity. Gene Ontology annotation, biological process: adenylate cyclase-activating adrenergic receptor signaling pathway; adenylate cyclase-inhibiting dopamine receptor signaling pathway. The transcript is spliced from 7 exons. The coding region runs from base 28 to 1359 and encodes 443 amino acids. Lineage: Eukaryota; Metazoa; Chordata; Mammalia; Artiodactyla; Balaenidae.